CCUGGUUUUGACCAUGAUGCCAUCACCGGUCCACUGGUAAACCAGUGACCAGGAGCAAUGCCUCGGCAAUGUUCGCCGGACAGCCUCCCGCUGUGUUUCCAAUCUCCCCCGUCACCACCCCCUGGCAAUAGCAACCUAUCUAACAAGCCACAGUUCGGUAUGACGGGGACGUCAUCGCCUCGACCAUUUAUUUAGUUUUAAUUGGCUGCCACUAUGUUACGAACAGCUUAUUUUCAGUGACAGUGCCGCUAGCUCAGUCUGCCUCAGGGCAGAGUACCCCUAAUGCCACAGUUCGCAAUAUAAAAAAACAUCGACAACUUCGCUGUCUCGCAUCACUGAAACUAUCGGACAUCACUAAGAACAAAACGUAAACAAAGCCAAGCGCUCCCUCCCUACCAAGUGUACCCUUUAUGCUGCUGGGCACCUCACAAACUAGGCCUGACGACAACCCUCCUCGCGACCACGACGGUUCCAUCUCCCUCACUGGUACAAGUUACUUAUACAUUCCGUCAAGACCAAGACUUGGCCACCGUCUUAAAGAAUUACGUGGUCAAAGUAGAGAAUGUGUUUUCAGGAAAAGGCUACAGGCACCGCAAAAAGUUAUGCACGGUCCUCAAAAAAUACACACGAAGGGCGUGCGUGCUAGGAAUUCUGAGGAGCUCCUGGGGAAAAGAAGGCAAAGGCCAAAAGGCAAACGACGAGGACAAAUACGGCUCUCGGGUCUAAAUCCGGAUAAAUGCACAAAUACCACUGUUGGCCGGGACGGAGGCCGAUUGUCGUCGGCCUGAGCACUUUUUGCUGGA
Molecule: messenger RNA, 803 nt
Organism: Drosophila biarmipes
Lineage: Eukaryota; Metazoa; Arthropoda; Insecta; Diptera; Drosophilidae
Exons: 5
Coding region: 411-788 (125 amino acids)
Source: RefSeq, a predicted model, not a curated record